ACAUUGACUUGCCGUUGCGUUGCCGAUGGUCUGGAAUAGGAAGUGGGAAGCGAAAAUCAAAAAUAUACUAAAUUAUUUCCUACAGUUCCUUCAAGCAAGCAACUGCUCAUUCCGCGGUUGGAAAUAAAGAAAACUGCUGUUGGUGUGUCGAGUUUUAACGGUGGCUUGGUUGAGUUAUUUAUUGUAAAAUUAAAUUAAAUUCAAUCGUGGAUCUUAUUUCAACCGCUAGCUUCAAAUAUCAAAUAAGUUUACAAAUACUGAUAGGAUAGAAGACAAUUCAACUGAUCCGCUGUCGAUUUAGAUUAGUUGCGGAACACGUUGCACUCAACGGUCAGUACAACGAACCGAAGAUGCAGUGCAAAACGGAUCGACAGGCUGCAAUGAGAAUAGCUACAUUGUUGAGUUUGUUUGCCGGAACAUUAGCAGCUCAACUGAAAAUGUGUUCCUUCAACGAACUUUGCGUUCCAAUUCAGAACUGUUCUCUUUACAAACCAUACGCCUCAGGAACAAAUUAUCGUGAUUGGCCAAAAGAGCUGCAGAAGAAAGCAACCAGCAAUCUUUGCAAUAACGAAAAAAUCAACAAUACACCGGUACUCAGUGUUUGCUGCCCAACGCCGCUUAACUCUAAACAAUGUGGCUUGCAAUCAUCGAAUAAAAUAUCGAAAGGAAAAAUUGCACAGGUUUACGAAUAUCCAUGGAUGGUGCUGCUGGAAGAUUCCAAAAAUGAUUUUGUUUGUGGAGGAACGUUAAUCAGCCAACGAUACGUGCUGACGGCCGCUCACUGUCUCAAAUCCGCGAAAAUCAUUUCUGUACGAGUAGGCGAGCUGGAUCUGACCUCUCCAAUCGACUGCCUUAUUAUCGAGGAAGAGAUGGAAUGUGCACCUCCACCGCAGGACAUCAAAGUCGUAAAUAUCACGCGCCACCCGCUGCACAGUGAACGGGGAAAAAAGAACGACAUCGCAUUGCUUCGGUUGGAACGUCCGGUUGAAUUUUCAAACAGUGUGAAACCGAUUUGCCUUCCGAACGGUACUCCGGAAGAUCGGAUGAUCAAUCCGGCAUUUUUCAUCGUUUCCGGUUGGGGCUUAACGGAAAAUGGAACCUCCUUCGAUGUGUUGCGCUACGCUCGUGUUCCGCCCGUUUCACUGGACACCUGUGCCACCAGUGUACGACAGCUGAGUGUAGCUCUGCGAUUGGAUCAAAGUCAAAUUUGUGCCGGAGGCGUCGAUGCAGUGGACAACUGUGCCGGAGAUUCCGGCGGACCACUGCAGUACGUUUCCAAUCGCACGACGCGUUUCUACCAGCUGGGUGUGGUUUCCUACGGACUCAGAAGCUGCGGCAUACAAAGCCAACCCGGAGUGUACACCAAUGUGCUGUAUUAUUUGAACUGGAUUAUGGAAAAUGUCGAUGAGUAACGUGUUGGGUUAAGUUUGCUAUUCGAUUUCGGUAUGAAAAUUGAUGACAGCAAACCAAAAAUGUGCGAACAUUAAGGAUUUCAUUGAAGCAAGAACUGUUCAAAAUUAUAAUGCAUUACACGCUUAUAAUUUACGCUUUUUCUCCUCUAUUAGCGUAUUAAGAUAAACUAAAGGUAAAUUAAAUCAUUUCAUAACUACAAAUUUACAAACAGAACGACAGAAAAGUUCACUAAAGAGAUACACUUGACUUAUCCAACAUAGUCUUUAGGUGCAAGCAAAAAAUGUGCUCCUUGUCAUAAGCUAUCAACUAGAUUUUUCGCGCGGCAGCACGCGGUUAAGAUAGGUAAAUAGAUUUCCGAGCAGUCAAGAGAACUAUUAAGUAUUGAUAACCAUCAUAAAAAAUAAAAACCUAUAAUCAGUUCUAGUGCCAAAUAAUACAACCUUUUGACUCUAGGUUUGAUGAUUUAUUGGCUAAAGUUACAAUUAAAAAUCAUCCUGAACAUUCCGCGAUAAGGAUAUAUUUUAGAUAAAAUUUAUUCAUAGGAGUCUUGUUGAAAGCAACGCCGUAUUCAGCAUUUUUGGCUCGAGCAGCACGUUCCUCACAAUCGUGUGGAGGAUUUGUGCCUUCCGUAUUGAGUGUCCCUAGAAUACGUUUAGAAUAUAUUAAUCUCAAAUAGUAGUAAUUU
Messenger RNA from Sabethes cyaneus, 2098 nucleotides. RefSeq names its product phenoloxidase-activating factor 3-like. NCBI's taxonomy places the organism in Eukaryota, Metazoa, Arthropoda, Insecta, Diptera, Culicidae. The coding region runs from base 351 to 1412 and encodes 353 amino acids. Gene Ontology annotation, molecular function: serine-type endopeptidase activity. The record is from RefSeq and is a predicted model, not a curated record. Gene Ontology annotation, biological process: proteolysis. The transcript is spliced from 6 exons.